AUGGAAAACUUUGUACUAUACGAUGAAAUUUGCUCAUUUGAUGAGCAAGCGAUUUACAAAGCGCGGAGGAAAGGAACUAUUAACUUUUUAGCUAUCUCAUGCAUUGAUAAGAAAAAGAGAACUCACGUAACCAACCAUGUUCGUUUAAUUCGAGCAUUAAAACAUGAAACAAUUUUAAAAUUUUACGAAUGGUACGAGACAAGUAACCAUUUGUGGGUUGUUAUGGAUUUAUGCACUGGGGGAACACUUGAUCGCAUGCUUCGUGAAGAUAAACUAUUUCCUGAAAAUGCGAUUGUGGAAAUCGGUCUUCAACUUGUCUCUGGACUACAGUUUAUUCAUUCAUCGGGAGUCAUUUUUGCUGAUUGGUAUCCAACAAGGAUAUUUCUUGACGGCUAUGGAAAUAUUAAAUACUUUGAUUUCUCCUAUUCUCGUCUUGAGAAUGAAAAGUCUUCAGAUAUACUUUCUUCUACUACAAGUGAAAAUUUUAAUUUUGACGGGCUAUCUCAUUCUGCUCUCGCAUAUACAGCCCCUGAAAUUAUUGGAGGAAUGCGAGCGACUAAAAUAUCUGAUGUCUGGGGUUUGGGUUGUAUUUUCUUUCGUAUGUUCUUCGGUAUCACUCCUUUCUCCUCACAGCUUUCUUCACAUCUUAUAAAUAUGAUUGUAUCUCGAGAUAUUGAAAUUCCCAUUCAAUGUACGCGAGAACCUAGCAAAGAACUAUGGUCGCUUUUAUAUGCGAUGCUUACAAAGGAUCCAAGUAACCGUAUUGUUCUUAAAGAUGUUGCCAAACAUCGCUUUUGGAACCUAAAUUCGCAAUCCGAAAGUGGUAAUCAAAUGACGUUUUCUGAAGACAUUCUUGAUCCCAUCAACAGGCCCAAGUUUACGUCUUCCCAAUCAUCCGAUAUCGAUCUUGCAGACGGAAUGAAUGCGAGAACUCAAACUAUAAUGGAAACUUCUGUUAUGGUAGUGCUUUCAAUGUGUUCACUUAAUCUCUUUGUACGCCAUAAUUUAAUCCAUAUUUUUGGUUUCAAUUCUCAGACUCUUAAACGCUCCGUUUCUAUGGGCGACAACGCUUUGGCCAGUGCUGCGUUACUUCCUAAUAAGACACCCAACAAAAACAGACAGAACUCUUCAGUUACACCUAAAGCGGCAUCCAAAGAAAGACUUGCUCCUACGAAUGCUCCCAAAACACCUUUAGAACUGUCAUCUAUGGGGAAUGGUCAUCCAGUUGGGGAUGCUAACUUCACACUUCAUGCUCAAGCCUGUCCUGUUUCACUGCGACCAGAGAUCUAUGAUCCUAGAAAUCCAAGUAGCGCUAGCAACUUGGCUAGUACCACGGCCAGUAGUAAUGACGAUAUUAGCUGCCGGAGUAAUUCGAAUACUUUUACCUCGCCGGUAGAGUCGAAUAAGAAAGGUUUCUUUGAGUCUAAUGAUAGUCUAUAUGCUCCUCUUUCGCCUAUGCCUACUGAAGACAGAAUGACAAAGAGCGAAUACGUUUUUAGAAAUUCAGAUACCUCUAGCAGGUUUGGAAGUUCCCGUAUUCCCCAUAACUCCGCAGGUGAUACCAAUUCUUCUCUCGUAACUCCACAAACUCGGGCUCGAAUUGCUCUAAUCUAUCCUUGGGGUGAUGACAAUUCAAGUCUUCCACAGGAGUCAAACCUCCUUGCAUCACUUAUCUCUAAUGAUUCAAAUAAACUUUUCGUGUCAAAUGACUUAGAGGAGUUUAGCACAAUUGAUAGUGGGGUGAAUGAUUCAUUUCCACUUAAGUCUCAUCCUACCUAUGUGUCUCAACCUCUUGGUGAUUACAAAAAGUGGGCACAAAGCCAACCUAAAGCAGAUCUCCAAUCCCUUUUUGGCAUCCCGAUUUUAUCCCCAUCAACUGUUGAGGCGUUAAGCAAGGAAGCUAUCAAUAGUCACUCAUCUCAAUUGCUUAAUCUCUUAUCGGAUUUCACGAUAUUUCAAGAUCCAAAGAACCGGCCUUCCAUCUUUCUUAGCUAUGUUGCUUGGUUUCUCGCUGUAACUACCUUAGAAAGCGGGAAAAACGAUGCAGAUAAAAUGUUGAGAAUCAGCUAUUUUUUGUCUGCAGCAUUUUCCUUACUGAAACUCGAUUCAAUAUCCGCUAUUGUGAAAACAUGGCUUUGCAGGAUAAUUGGUUUGCUGGUUUACUGUUCAUCUAUCUUAAUGCAACAUGACUACUCGAAUCAUUUUCUUCAUUCUCUGAUCUCAGAAAUUGCGCCUUUUUUGCCGGCAUUAUUGACAACUCUUGUAGAUAUCCUCCGAGAGCCGGCAUUCAAGGGCGUUUUCCCACUAAAGCAAUCAGGUGUUGCCACGUUGGGGGAGAUUAUAAUCUGUGAAAUGUGCAUUUGCAGUCGGGUACUGCAAGAUCCCGUGGCUUUCAAUGAUCUCAGUCCUCUCGGUUACGAUGUAACGAAGGAUCAAUGGCAAUCAGCUAUUCUUCGAAUUAUCCGUUCACUUUCUCGUGCGGGAACUGCCCCCGGUAGUAAUCAGUACUCUCCUCGUAAUUACUCUAGUCCUGCUUCCGCAAAGAUUUCUGAUAGAAGUAACUCGAGCACAAAGUCAUCAACUUCCUCACCUGCGACUGAAGAUACUGUUCGAUUAGCAGCUGCUAAAACUCUAAAUGAAAUCAUUGUAGUUGCGCUCGGACACAAACUGAUGCGAAUUCUACAGCAUCUGGAUGUACAGAAGUUGGAUAGAGUCCACCCCGGUGUUCAGUUGGCCCUUCGAUUAUCAUCCUCACUCAGUUCGUUCUUCGACUGUCUACUUACUUCUGAAACGAUUAGUCGAGUUUGGUCUGAUGGUAUUAUUAGUUGCGGUGGAACAAGCAACGGUUUGACUGAGGCUAGAACACUUGGUUCUGGUGCACAAAUAAAAAAUUCUUUUGUACAACAAGUUGCUUAUGCAUCUUGCAGUGCUCUAAGUGGUCUAAUUCGAUUACGACCUUCACUCUUUAUGUGCGGUUUGGCUUGUCUACUGUCGGCAACAGCUACAGGUCUACUUCUCCCUCUUGCCUUUCAUAAUAAACCUCUUGGCCAAUCCUUUCUACGCAUCGGGAUGAAAUCAGGAACUCCUGCAGCAUGUAGGCGGUUCCUUACCAACUCGAAGUUCAUGGCCUCAAUAAUGCGACAGUUGGAGUCUCCCCAUGUAAUGCUUCGAGCCAAGUCUUACUUGCUAGUCUCAGCAGCAUUAGAUUCAUCAUCGGGUUGUAGUGAUACAUUGAUUACAGCUUGUGAGGCUCGGCUUCCCUCGUGCCUGGAGAGAGAUCUACGUAUGACAAAUCUGCACUACACUCCUCAAACUACCUACGAUGAUGAUGGAGUGCUAAUUCUUGAAGAAGAACACAAGGACCAUAAAAUUGCCUCCAUGCCUCUGGGAUUGCAAUACCUUGGAAUUUGUGUCAAACAUCUCUCUGAUCUACUGGUUGAAAGCCUUAUUCCUAAUAUCUGCAGUCAGGUUGCCAUAGCAAUUGGAGCAUGUGUUCCACAAUCAGGAACCCGAUCAAAGGCGGUUACAGUUGCAACAUCCAAGACACCGUCAAAAAUGACUCUGAGUACCUAUCAAGAUCGACCAAAGCGGAAUAUAUCAUCAGCUGGAGGUGUUCAUAAACCCGAAGUGGGGCAAACCGCCCGGCAGUCUUCUACCAAUUCAACACAUGGAAUUUCUCUGAAAACUUGUCUUCCCGCCUACUCAUGUCUGCCCGGAAUCCUAGCUUCAUCUGCAUCUAUCAGAAACUUCCUUCUCCUUCCACCCAAAAACUCGAAUCAUGCCUUGAAAGAUGAUGGAUUUUGCUUGAUUCAGUUUCUGGCAAAGAUUAUUGAACAUUGGGCUUCGUCUACCGGUAUUCACCACUCAGGCAGUGCAGAGAGUCAUCUGCUUCGGGUGACCUUGGCCCUGGCAGAGGACAUCAGCCGACUACUUGAGGUCGUGGAGAACCGUCGUGAGGACCUCAUUAAGGCUCUUCUUCCAGCCAUUGCACGUCUUGCCGUUGCUCCCGCCUCGGAUUCAAUUACCCGAACCAUCUGCGUGAAAAUCAUAUUGGAUAUGCGAAACGUGUGGUGUGAUGGCUGUGGCGAUACAGACUCAAUGACCUCUUCUAACAUCAGUCUAAACUACCCUGAGAGCUUUUCAAGCCGCAACCUGGCCUUGGUUCGCUCUCCUCUCUCCAGUGAUCGCCUCAACGCAAAACCCUCCUCUGGUCUCUCAGCGCCCCUGAAACGCACCACCAGUGGCGUGAGUCGUACCCCCUCGCUACGAAGUGGUGCCCAUGGCGGAGAGAAUAGGCGACCCCUCUCGGCAACUGGGUCAUCGUCCUCCUCAGUAAUCCCCACUCCUUCAUCGUCAUCUCGGAUUUCUUCCUGUCGACCAAAUAGCUUCUAUGGAAGGAGCUCGAGCGGUGUGAGCAGUCUUAAAGGGUACAAGUACACGUCGAAUCUCGCAAAUAAUCUCCAGGGCCCUACCCCCGAUGUACUCCUUGCUGUUGUGGAUAUUGUAAAUACUCUUCUCAUCCCUUACGCACCUCCCCUCUUGGAUCUUCGUAAAGCUUCUCCAGCGCCCUUUUUCCUUCGUCUCCUUCUAGAUUGUCUUAAGUCAUCCCCUCCUCCCUUCCUUGAUCCCUCUUUUUUCAAUCCAUGGCGUCUUGUCAACUUGCCCCAUCGUCUUGUCUCCCUCCUUGCCAUGUGUAAUACAGAAUCUCAUCGCUUUUCAAUGCACUCCCUCCUUACUCUGAAUAUUCUCUCCACUCUCUCAACCCAGUGUCCCCAAGAGUCUGGUAUUACUCAACUCUUACUUCAAACUCCAAGUGAUAGUACGAAACCUAAUAUUCUUACAGUUGUGUAUAAUGUAGUCGUCGACAUUGGCAGCGCUCUAAUACGGCGAGAGCGCUAUAAUUCCUCUGGUAGUUCAUUGACCCCAUCAUCAACUUCUAACAUCACCUCGUCGCGAGGAUUUCCCAGCCUGUUUAGGGUCACAAAUGAAACCGUUGGGGUGCAGCAUUUAUUCGUUUCGUUGGAGUUGCUCAAUGGUUUGCUUGAUCUUAUAACGAGUGUGGUGAAGUAUGCCCUUCACUGUCGUCAUGGCAAACCCAUCGUCGAUUUUGUGCAGCAGAGGGAGGGUUCUCAACAGUGCAUCUUUGACGUUUUGCCAAAUAGUCAUGAAGGCAUUUGUUCUGUUGCUGAACGACUUCUCUCUUCAUCUCAACCACCCAAACAUUUACCAGGCAUUCUGGCAUCAAUUCUUGAAGUUUCCUUUGACUCUCCAGGAUUUUUAUGCGGAAGGAAAGAGUUGGAGUUACAGGGAGAAGUAGAGAGCUCUUCAUUACCUGGAAAUCUUGUGGUCCUAUCCCUUAACGCUCUUGCAGGCCUAUCUUCCCUCUAUGGUGGAGCCUACUGUCGAACUGCGCUAUCUGCUGCUGGUUUGCGUGGAAUAACAACGGCGUUGCAGCGAAAUGACAAACGCAAUAACACGAGGCUUCUCUUACGAGUCCUCCGGCGUCUUUGCGAAUCUGAUGAUGUUUGUCUCCAGCGGCUUACUGGCCCCGCAGCUAAACCUCUGAUUUCUGUAAUUUCCAAACUUCGUUGCAUAGAGAAUGGAAAUUCUGGCCGCGGUGAUAGUGAAAGCCAAGAUCCAGUAACAGUUCGACUUGCUCAGGCGCUUACGGAACAGCUCAAACCACGUCCUUGCACUCUAUUUAUUUAG
Molecule: messenger RNA, 5709 nt
Organism: Rodentolepis nana
Lineage: Eukaryota; Metazoa; Platyhelminthes; Cestoda; Cyclophyllidea; Hymenolepididae
Source: the annotation of a GenBank genome assembly